AUGGAGAAUGUUUUCACAGUUAACGAUGUUGUGUUAAAUAGAAGAGGUUCACAUAUACUAGGGAGAUUAAUAUUAUCAUCACAUCAUUUGGUCUUCAUCUUCACUCCCAACACUUCCAAACCUCAACCACCAAAAGAAAUAUGGAUAUGUUAUCCCAUAAUUGAACGGAUAUUAAAAGCUCGUGGAUCAACUUGGCUAACUAACAAUUCAUCAAUAGUCAACAAUAAUUCAAAUAGUUUAGAGUAUAAAAUUACUUCUGCUAUAUCAUCUUCAUCAGUCGGUCCAAGUCAUAGUCCUAAUCCACCAUUAAGUAAACCACCCCAGAUUGAGGGAUUUGAUAACUAUAGAGCAUCUCAUAUUAGACUACAAUGUAAAGAUUUCACGUAUUUUUCAUUUGAUUUUAGAAAUGAUUUAAUUUGUACUGAAGUUUUUAACAAGUUAAGUGCAUUAAUAAAUAAAAGUAAAACAGAUAAUGGAAUUAAAUCGUUAUAUGCAUAUUCAUACAUUCCAAACAAUAUGGAAAAAAUUUUGAGUAUAAAAGGUUGGGAUAUAUAUAACCCAGUCGAAGAAUACACCAGAUUAGGAUUAUUGUCAAGUAAUCAAAAAUAUUGGAGAAAAACAACAAUAAAUGAAGAUUAUAAAUUUUGCCCAUCUUAUCCACUGAUUAUGAUUGUGCCUGCUUCAAUCACGAACAAUGUUUUGAAACAUGCAGGAAAAUUUCGAUCUAAACAAAGAAUACCGGCAGUAGUAUACAAGCAUAAAUCAAGUGUAAAUGGAAAUGUUAUUGCAAGGUGUGCUCAACCUUUAGUUGGAUUGAACUUACAAAAUAGAUCUAUACAAGAUGAGAAAUUAAUUGUUGAAAUUUUUCAUAGUCAAGAAUUAGAAAGAAAUACAAAGCUAAGAGAAGGCGAGGAAAGUCAAGAUGGAGACACAGAAUAUCAAGCACAACAACCACAAAGGAAUCUUUUGGUGGAUUUGAGACCAAUAACAAAUGCAAUGGCUCAACAUGCAUUAGGAGCAGGGACUGAGAAUGUAGAUAAUUAUAGAAAUAAAAGACCAAAUAAAGAUGAAUCAAAUGAUGAUCUGUUCUCGAAAACAUCACGUCAAGUUGAUAAGAUAUUUUGUAAUAUAGAUAAUAUUCAUGUCGUUAGAGAUUCAUUAACCAAACUUACGACCAUUUUAAAUGAUUUAGAUAAAUAUGACUCAACCUUAUCAUCAUCAUAUACAUCACCUGCAUCUUUACAACAAGCAUUAACCAAGACCCAAUGGUUAAAUAGACUUUCUAUAAUUUUACAAUCGGUAGAUCGAAUCACCAAAUCAAUUCACUUAAAUAAUACCAACGUAAUCAUACAUUGUUCUGAUGGUUGGGAUAGAACGUCACAGGUUUCUGCAUUAGCUCAAUUAUGUUUAGAUCCAUUUUAUAGAACGACAAAGGGUUUCAUGAUAUUGAUAGAAAAAGAAUGGGCUAGUUUUGGUUUCAAAUUUAAAACUAGAGCUGAUCAUGGAGGUUGUAUUGGUUCAUUAAUUAGAAAAGAUACUACCAAACACCAUCGGCCACCUCCACAACAACAAAUUGAAGAAGAAACAAUUGAUUCAGCAAGUGAAAGUUUCCAAUUAGAAAAUAAAUUAAAUAAUGAACAUAUUAGUAUAGGAAAUGGAGCAGCAGCAAGUGUCACUUCAUUUUUACAAAAAGCAGCAAAAGCAGCAAGAGAUAUAAAAAACAGUGCUCAAAAUGGAUUAUCGAAUUACCCUGAAACAACAGACGAUGCAGGUGACUUCAACGACAAACCAUAUCAAGUUUCCAAUUCAAGUAGCAUAUAUGGUGGGAGCAACGAAAGAUCUCCAAUUUUCCAUCAAUUUUUAGAUUGUGUUUAUCAAAUAUAUCGACAAAAACCAAAUAAAUUUGAAUUUAAUACUAGAUUUUUAAAAAGAUUAUUUUAUCAUUAUUAUUCAUGUCAAUAUGGUUCAUUUUUAUGUGAUUCAGAAAGAGAAUCUUUAGAAUUUUAUAAAAUUUAUGAUUCAACAAUAUCUGUAUGGGAUUAUUUUAAUUCAAGACCAAAUGAAUUUAAAAAUCCAAAUUAUAAUCCAAAUUUAGAAGAAGAUGGAGAAGUUGUUUUUUUCAAUUGUUCUGAUAUGAGAUGGUGGUUUGAAUUAUAUGGUAGAUCAGAUGAAGAAAUGAAUGGAUUAUCAAAUUCUUUAGAUAAAAAAUUUGCACAAAUGACUUUUAAAAAUGGGAAAUCAUAG
Molecule: messenger RNA, 2244 nt
Organism: Lodderomyces pseudojiufengensis
Lineage: Eukaryota; Fungi; Ascomycota; Pichiomycetes; Serinales; Debaryomycetaceae
Product: phosphatidylinositol-3-phosphatase
Exons: 1
Coding region: 1-2244 (747 amino acids)
Biological process (GO): dephosphorylation
Molecular function (GO): phosphatase activity
Source: RefSeq, a predicted model, not a curated record